Molecule: messenger RNA, 1599 nt
Organism: Salpingoeca rosetta
Lineage: Eukaryota; Choanoflagellata; Craspedida; Salpingoecidae
Product: ATP-dependent RNA helicase DHH1
Exons: 12
Coding region: 334-1548 (404 amino acids)
Biological process (GO): P-body assembly; cytoplasmic stress granule assembly
Cellular component (GO): cytoplasmic stress granule; P-body
Molecular function (GO): RNA helicase activity; ATP binding; mRNA binding
Source: RefSeq, a predicted model, not a curated record
CACUGGCAUUUGUCCACACACACAAACAAAACUGACACCGGUCAGCAACCACAGCAAAGAGAAAGAAAGAAGACGAAAAGAAGAACAAGGCAGAGGAGAGUCAGUCAGUGCCACACCAUCAUCAAAGACCAGCCAGCCAACGCAGCCAACGCCGCCAAGCCAACGCAGCCAAGAAGCAAAGCCAAGCAAACACAGCAACGUCCACUGCAGCCCCAGUAGAGAAGCACUUGCUGUUGAUCCAUUCGUCAAACCUCUCUUGCUCGAAGCCGCGUGACAGCUUUCCACCGUCACCCACAUCACCCCCACACACAUCACACACAGAGAUACACCGUCAUGGGAGACCACCAAGCCCCCGCCAUGUCGACACAGUUUCGAACAGACGAUGUGUUGGCAACCAAAGGCACAACGUUUGAGGACUAUGGCCUGAAGCGUGACUUGCAAAAGGGCAUCUAUCAGCUCGGCUUUGAACGACCCACCCCUAUCCAGGAAGAGUCCAUCUCCGAGGUGCUCCUCGGCCACGACAUCCUCGCCCGCGCCAAAAACGGCACUGGAAAGACGGGCGCAUACCUUGUUCCCAUGCUGAACCGCAUUGAUGUCGACAACCCCGCCGUUCAAGCGCUUGUGCUUGUGCCCACGCGAGAGCUGAGCUUGCAGACGUCCAAGACAGCCAAGGACCUCGGAAAGUUCCUCAACAUUCAGGUUGUGUGCACAACCGGCGGCACCAGCGUGCGCGAUGACAUUCUCCGCUUCAAGAGCACAGUGCAUCUGGUUGUCGGAACGCCUGGUCGCGUGCUCGACCUCCUUGACCGCGGCGUCAUCCGCUCCGCCGAGAUUGAAAUGGUCGUCCUUGAUGAGGCCGACAAGCUUCUCGACAGAACCUUCCAAAGAAACAUCACACGCAUCAUUAGCUACCUGCCCCGGCAGGACAAGCAGCUCAUGCUCUUCUCUGCGACCUUCCCGCAGUCUGUGAAGGACUUUACUCGCCGUUACAUGCGACAGCCAAAGAAGAUCAACCUCAUGGACACACUCACCCUCAAGGGUGUGACUCAGUACUAUGCCUUUUUGGAGGAAAAGGAUAAGCUUCGCUGCCUCAAGACCCUUUUCAGCAAAUUGCAGAUCAACCAAUCGAUUAUCUUUUGUAACAGCGUGAAGCGCGUGGAGGUGCUUGCCAAGCGCAUCACCGACAUGGGCUCCCCGUGCUUUUACAUUCACUCCAGCAUGGACCAGGAUUCCCGCAACAAGGUGUUCCAGCAGUUCCGCGAGCGCAAGUGCCGCCACCUCGUCUGCACAGAUUUGUUCACGCGCGGUAUUGACGUGCCGACGGUGAACGUUGUCAUCAACUUUGACUUCCCCAACUCCUCUGAGACGUACCUGCACCGCAUUGGCCGGUCGGGUCGUGGUGGCAGGCUGGGCCUCGCCAUCAACCUCGUCACACAGGCGAACACAGAGGCAUUUUCGCGUAUCGAGCGGGAGUUGAACAUUCACAUUGAUGCGGUGCCUGAGGAGAUUGACAAGUCGUUGUAUGUUGACUCGUCUGUCGCCGAGUAAACGACCCGAUGACAUGAUCGCUUGCAAUAAGACCAUCAAUGUCAACAGAAC